AUGUUCCCCUGCGGUCUGAGCUGCCUGUCUGCGCUGGGGGCGGCUGGCACCGCUCUCUUGUGCGCCGGCCUCCUGCUCAGCCUGGCCCAGCACCUCUGGACCCUCCGCUGGAUGCUGAGCCGGGACCGGGCCUCCACCCUGCCCCUGCCCAAGGGCUCUAUGGGCUGGCCCUUCUUCGGCGAGACGCUGCACUGGUUAGUUCAGGGCUCGCGCUUCCACAGCUCCCGCCGGGAGCGCUACGGGACAGUGUUCAAGACACACCUGCUGGGCAGGCCGGUGAUCCGCGUGAGCGGCGCCGAGAAUGUGCGCACAAUACUGCUGGGCGAACACCGCAUUGUGCGCAGCCAGUGGCCGCAGAGCGCGCACAUCCUACUGGGCUCGCACACACUGCUCGGCGCGGUUGGCGAGCCACACAGGCAGCGGCGCAAGGAGGCCGGACAGUGGCCAGGGCUCACCGCUCGCGCUCCCUACAGGUUUGUGCGCUCCUGGUGCGCAGCCCGCCGGCCCGUGGCGGUCUACGAUGCUGCCAAAGCCCUAACCUUCCGCAUGGCCGCGCGCAUCCUCUUGGGGCUGCGGCUGGACGAGGCGCAAUGCGCGGAGCUGUCCCGAACCUUCGAGCAGUUUGUGGAGAACCUCUUCUCACUGCCCUUGGACGUGCCCUUCAGCGGCCUGCGCAAGGGCAUCCGGGCAAGGGACCAGCUCCAUCGGCACCUGGAGGAGGCCAUUGCAGAGAAGCUCCAUGAAGACAUGGCUGGGGAGCCAGGUGAUGCCCUGGCCAUGAUUAUCCACAGCACUAGGGAGCUGGGCCAUGAGCUCUCAGUGCAGGAGCUGAAGGAGUCGGCUGUGGAGCUCCUCUUCGCCGCCUUCUUCACCACCGCCAGCGCCAGCACAUCCCUGGUCCUGCUGUUGCUGCAGCACCCGGCGGCCAUGGCCAAGCUCCGGCAGGAGCUGGAGGCCCAGGGGCUGGGGCGGGGCUACCAGAUCCCCAAGGGCUGGAGCGUGAUGUAUAGCAUCCGGGACACGCACGAGACGGCCGCGGUGUACCGCAGCCCGCCCGAGGGGUUUGAUCCCGAGCGCUUCGGUGCCUCGGGGGAGGAGCUGGCGCAGGCGGUGCUCCAGCUGCUCGCGGUGGAGCUGGUGCGCACGGCGCGCUGGGAGCUGGCCACGCCUGCCUUCCCCGCCAUGCAGACCGUGCCCAUCGUGCACCCGGUGGACGGGCUGCGCCUCUUUUUCCACCCGCUCGCGCAUUCGGCAGCGCGAGAUGGGCUCUGCCUCUGAUCUGCUGCGCUGUGGGACGUGGUCAGGGGCUUGGCGACACCCAUCUGCACUUCCCCGGUGCCAGGUCGUGCGCCCUUUAUACUCGUUCAACAAACGGCCACCGAAUGAGGCUCUGUGCGGGCCUCUGAGGGAGGACGAGCGCGAGCCACCGUCACAGCC
Molecule: messenger RNA, 1437 nt
Organism: Myotis davidii
Lineage: Eukaryota; Metazoa; Chordata; Mammalia; Chiroptera; Vespertilionidae
Product: cytochrome P450 26C1
Exons: 7
Coding region: 1-1278 (425 amino acids)
Biological process (GO): sterol metabolic process
Molecular function (GO): heme binding; monooxygenase activity; oxidoreductase activity, acting on paired donors, with incorporation or reduction of molecular oxygen
Source: RefSeq, a predicted model, not a curated record